AUGGCCGAAGUCGGCGAGGACAGCGGGGCCCGCGCCCUCCUGGCGCUGCGCUCGGCGCCCUGCAGCCCCGCGCGCUGCGCCGCGGCCGCCGCCUUCCCCGCCGCGCCCGGCGCGCCCGCCCCGUCGUCGCCGCCGCCGCCGCCGCCCGCGCAGCCGCCGCCGCCGCCGCCGCCGCCGCCCGGCGCCGUGGCGGGGGGCGCGGGGCCCGCGGGGGCCGCGGCGGGCGAGGCCCUGGUGGCCGCGGCGGCCGCGUCGGUGCGCCGGAGCCCCGGGCCCGCGCUGGCCCGCCUCGAGGGCCGCGAGUUCGAGUUCCUCAUGCGCCAGCCCAGCGUCACCAUCGGCCGCAACUCGUCGCAGGGCUCGGUGGACCUGAGCAUGGGCCUGUCGAGCUUCAUCUCGCGGCGCCACCUGCAGCUCAGCUUCCAGGAGCCGCACUUCUACCUGCGCUGCCUGGGCAAGAACGGCGUGUUCGUGGACGGCGCCUUCCAGCGGCGCGGCGCGCCCGCCCUGCGCCUCCCCAAACAGUGCACUUUCCGCUUCCCCAGCACGGCCAUCAAGGUCCAGUUCACGUCGCUGCUGCCCCAGGAGGAGGCCCCGGUGUCCCCGUUGCGUCCGCUGUACCCGCACAUCUCCCCGCUGAAGAUCCACAUCCCGGAGCCGGAUCUCCGGAGCCUGGUCAGCCCCGUCCCGUCCCCAACCGGCACCAUCAGUGUUCCCAACUCCUGCCCGGCCAGUCCCCGCGGGGCGGGCUCCUCCGGCUACCGCUUUGUGCAGAACGUGACCUCAGACCUGCAGCUGGCCGCCGAGUUUGCUGCCAAGGCCGCGUCGGAGCAGCAGGCUGACGCGUCAGGGGGAGACAGCCCCAAGGACGAGUCGAAGCCACCCUACUCGUACGCGCAGCUCAUCGUGCAGGCCAUCUCAUCGGCGCAGGAGCGGCAGCUGACACUCAGCGGCAUCUACGCGCACAUCACCAAGCAUUACCCCUACUACCGCACAGCCGACAAGGGCUGGCAGAAUUCCAUCCGGCACAACCUGUCCCUGAACCGCUACUUCAUCAAAGUGCCGCGCUCACAGGAGGAGCCGGGUAAGGGCUCCUUCUGGAGGAUCGACCCGGCGUCCGAGGCCAAGCUGGUGGAACAGGCCUUCCGGAAACGCAGGCAGCGGGGUGUCUCCUGCUUCCGCACCCCCUUCGGACCGCUGUCCUCAAGGAGCGCGCCUGCAUCCCCCACACACCCUGGGCUGGUGUCCCCACGCUCCAGUGGCCUGCAGACGCCCGAGUGCCUAUCUCGAGAGGGCUCCCCCAUUCCACACGAUCCCGACUUCGGGUCCAAGUUAGCUUCCGUUCCUGAAUACCGCUACUCCCAGAGCGCACCCGGCUCUCCUGUCAGCGCCCAGCCUGUGAUCAUGGCUGUGCCACCCCGCCCGCCCAGCCUGGUGGCCAAGCCCGUGGCCUACAUGCCGGCGUCAGUGGUGACGGCUCCGCCAGCCCCCGGCCACGCCAUCCACGUGCUGCAGCAGGCGCCCCCGGUGACCAUGCUCAGGGUGGUGACCAGCUCGGCCAGCUCCGCCAAUGGCUACAUCCUCGCCAGCCAGGCCCCGCCAGGAGCUGCUCAUGAAGCCACAGGCACGGCUGUGCUGGACCUGGGCAGCGAGGGCAGGGGCCUGGAGGAUAAACCCACCAUCGCCUUUGCCACCAUCCCCGCGGCCAGCCGAGUCAUCCAGACAGUGGCCAGCCAGAUGGCACCAGGAGUCCCCGGCCACACGGUCACCAUCCUGCAGCCGGCCACCCCCGUGAGCCUGGGCCAGCACCCCCUCCCGGUGCGGGCCGUGACACAGAACGGGAAGCAUGGAGUCCCCACCAGCAGCGUGGCCAGCAGCACUUACGCCCUCACCAGUCCCCUGCAGCUCCUCGCCGCCCAGGCCAGCUCGUCCACGCCGGUGGUGGUCACGCGCGUGUGUGAGGUGGGGCCCGAGGAGCCCACAGCAGCCGCCCCAACCACUGCCGCCAGCGCCACCUCCGCUUCUCCCAGCGAGGAGCCCGAGGUGAAGCGACCACGUGUGGAGGUGCCCGGCGGGACGGUGCCCUCUCAGGCUGCAACGGUCACGGCAGGCAGCCCACAGGCACCGGGCUCCAGGGAGUGACGUCUGCGGGCGUCGGGGACCCGCGCCCCGGCGCUCCCCACCCUGGCGCCGGCCACCCUCCUCAUCCUCUUGCACCCGCUGCGCUCAGAACGGAACCAUAACCGAGUUCAGACGCUGGUUUCACGUGUCUGGGAACCCCCUGCCACUGCCCUCCCGGCCAGCCACCUCCCCAGGAACACGCCGGAGA
Sorex fumeus (smoky shrew) is the source of this 2329-nucleotide messenger RNA. It is a transcript of the gene FOXK1, whose product is annotated as forkhead box K1. Gene Ontology annotation, molecular function: protein binding; RNA polymerase II cis-regulatory region sequence-specific DNA binding; DNA-binding transcription factor activity, RNA polymerase II-specific. Bases 1 to 2142 code for a protein of 713 amino acids. Gene Ontology annotation, biological process: regulation of transcription by RNA polymerase II. The transcript is spliced from 9 exons. NCBI's taxonomy places the organism in Eukaryota, Metazoa, Chordata, Mammalia, Eulipotyphla, Soricidae. The record is from RefSeq and is a predicted model, not a curated record.